CCUCCAUUACAGUAUUACACCACCACAACCGCUACCCCGCCAGAGACGGCGUAACCGAACUAGUUAUGGAGCCACCGAACCCAUCUCUGGACGAAUUCUCUCAAUUUCCUCCUCUCCACCUCCAAUUCUUCGAACCCCCACCUAACCCUAGCCCGACCCCAGCCCCGGCACCAGCCCCAGAGCCACUGGGUCCACCUCCACCCGCUUACCCCGACCAACUUCUUUCCUUCCCGGUCCCCAGAAAACGACGCCGUGGCAGAUCCCAACCCAACCGCAGUGCUUUCUCGGUGUCGUUUCAUUUGCCCAAUGUCCCAACCACUAACUUACCUCCAAACAAAUUACAAGUUCCUGACUCCAACUCUAACACAAACGCCAACUCUUUACCUAAAAGGACGCCGGAUAUCGGCGAGGAAAUUAUAGUAAUCAACAAAGAGUCAACAUCCGAGGCAUUAACGGCGUUAACAUCUGGAUUUCCGGCCGAUUCGCUAACCGAGGAGGAGAUUGAUUUCGGAGUCUGCCGCGUGGUCGGUGGGAUUGAGCAGGUGAAUUACAUUCUCGUUCGUAAUCACAUACUAUCGAAAUGGCGCGAAAAUGUGUCUCGUUGGGUGAGUAAGGAAAUGUUUGUUGAUUCUGUGCCUAAACAUUGUCAUUCUCUGUUAGAUUCAGCGUAUAAUUAUUUGGUUUCCUACGGGUAUAUAAACUUUGGAGUUGCGCCGGAGAUUAAGGAAAAGAUUCCGGCUGAGCCCAGUAGUAGUAAAUUGAGAGUUAUUAUUGUUGGUGCUGGGCUGGCGGGCCUGGCUGCGGCUCGACAGUUGUUGAGGUUAGGGUUUAGGGUCACGGUUUUAGAGGGGAGGAAGCGGGCAGGUGGGCGAGUUUAUACGAAGAAAAUGGAGGGAGGGGGAGGGAAUAAAGUGAAUGCAUCGGCUGAUUUAGGAGGGAGUGUGUUGACUGGGACGUUGGGGAAUCCUUUAGGGAUUUUGGCUAAGCAGUUAGGUUGCUGGCUUCACAAGGUUAGAGAUAAGUGUCCGCUUUACAGGUUGGAUGGGAAGCCAGUGGAUCAGGAGAUAGAUAUGAAGGUGGAAGCUGAUUUUAAUCGGCUGUUGGAUAAAGCAAGUAGGUUGAGGCAGUUGAUGGGGGACGUUUCGAUGGAUGUAUCACUUGGGGCUGCUUUAGAGACCUUUUGGAAGGUUAGUGAGGAUAAUGUGAAUUCGGAGGCAAUGAGUUUGUUUAAUUGGCAUUUGGCAAAUUUGGAAUAUGCUAAUGCAAGCUUGUUGUCUAAGCUUUCUUUAGCAUUUUGGGACCAGGAUGAUCCAUAUGAUAUGGGAGGUGAUCAUUGUUUUUUGCCAGGAGGGAAUGGGAGGUUGGUUCAGGCAUUGGUUGAGAAUGUGCCAAUUUUGUAUGAGAGAACUGUAAAUACUAUUAGAUAUGGUAGUGAUGGGGUUCAGGUGAUUGCUGGGAGUCAGGUAUUUGAGGGUGAUAUGGUGUUGUGUACAGUUCCCCUUGGGGUUUUGAAAAGUGGUUCAAUUAAAUUUAUUCCAGAGUUGCCUCAGAGAAAGCUGGAUGCAAUUAAGAGGUUGGGAUAUGGGUUGUUAAAUAAGGUUGCAAUGCUCUUCCCAUAUGUGUUUUGGGGAACCGAUCUUGAUACAUUUGGACAUCUGACUGAUGAUUCGAGUAGUCGAGGGGAGUUCUUUCUGUUUUACAGCUAUGCAACAGUUGCUGGUGGUCCUCUCUUGCUUGCUUUAGUUGCAGGAGAGGCUGCACAUAAUUUUGAGAGCAUGCCACCUACUGAUGCAGUGACCAACGUUCUUCAAAUUCUCAAAGGUAUAUAUGAACCACAAGGAAUCAAUGUCCCAGAGCCUAUCCAAACUGUCUGUACAAGAUGGGGUAGUGAUCCUUUUAGCUUAGGUUCUUAUUCUAACGUUGCAGUAGGGGCAUCUGGAGAUGAUUAUGAUAUAAUGGCAGAAAGUGUGGGGGAUGGACGACUCUUCUUUGCCGGGGAGGCCACCACUAGGCGAUACCCUGCAACUAUGCAUGGAGCUUUUCUUACUGGGCUUAGGGAAGCUGCAAACAUGUCUCACUGUGCCAAAGCUCGAGCCUUGAGGAUGAGAGUAGGCAGAAACCCAUCAAAGAAUUCUCAUACAUGUGCUUCUUUACUGGCAGAUUUGUUCAGGGAACCUGAUUUAGAAUUUGGGAGUUUUUCUGUUAUUUUCAGUCAAAAGACUGCUGAUUCAAAGUCAGCGGCUAUUUUAAGGGUGACAUUUAAUGAGCCUCGAAAGAAAAAUCAUGAAGGAUCAAGACCAGAUCAACAGCAUUCAAAUAAAGUGCUUUUUGAGCAGCUUCAAUCACACUUCAAUCAGCAACAACAGCUUCAUGUUUACACUUUAUUAACAAGGCAGCAGGUGCUUGAUCUGAGAGAGGUCAGAGGAGGUGAUGACAUGAGGUUGAACUACCUCUGUGAAAAGUUGGGAGUGAAGCUGGUGGGGAGAAAAGGUCUGGGAUCUACUGCUGACUCAGUCAUUGCUUCCAUAAAAGCUGAGAGGGUCAUUCGCAAAACUUCUUCAACUUCGGCUUCAAAAUCUGGUACUUUGAAGCUGAAAACUGGCACUUUGAAGCAAAAAGUGGUCAAAAAGGCCAAAACAAUAAGCAAUGGCAAGAAAUCAGUACCAUCUCCUAACAAGCCAAUAACUCUUCUUAAUUCGAAGAUGGUGAAUGCAAAUGUUUCAGAGGAACAUAAGAUUACAAAUCAAGUGCCUACCAACGCUUCUGGUUCAGGGCAAGGUGUGACAUAUUAAAUCAAUGAUCAGAUAGUCUUCUGUCAAGAGGUGAGAGAACUACUGGGACCCAGUUGAAAGUGGUUUCAAAAUUUUUUGUAGAAGUGGCGAGAUGUCAUAAGCUGAGGCUCUUCUGUUAAUCACCCUGUGGAAAUUUUAGAGAUCUCUAUUGUUAACCAUGUAAAGACUAAAGAGGUUCCUCCCAGUUGCAGAAGCACAAAACAGCUGAUGUGGGCUUCUACGUUGAUAAGCUAAAAAUCAAAUAUCUACCUGAAGAAGUCCUCUUGGACCAAGAAAUGAACAUCGCUCAGGGUGUUCACCAUUGCCUCUCCACAGUGCAUGAAUUACCAAGGAUGGUGAUCUCAGCCACCUGAUUUGACUGUAUGGACGCCUACAAAUCAUGAAGCUGGUUGCUAAGUUGACGGGAGUUGGGCCUUGAUCCUUUUCAAAUUCAUUGUAUUCCCGUUUGUUUUAACUGGUGCCCUGUUUGGAUCUGAGCCUCUGGCAAAGUGGAAAAGAAUUCGAGCAUGGCUUCAAGUUUCUGAUUACUGUUAUCAAUUACACCUUUUAUGAGGAUGCAGCAUUAUCAUCCGGAAGGCUGCUGCCUAAUGAUCUACAUGCUGCGGUGCAGUGACUUCUGCUUCACUUCGGACCUUAUUGAGGCUCUAGUGUUGAAAUCUUGUACUUGGCACUCUGUGAUUUAAGUUCCUAAUUGGCACAUGUUAAAGUUCGCCGAAAACUCUCAAGUCCAAAACCGGCACUGGGUGACUUGAGCCCGGAAAAAGCUAGUCUCUGGCAGCUUUUGAAUUUCAUUUUCAGCGGUCAACAAAAGAAUUAUUUCAGCUGCUGCACUUUAUCUUUUAUUAUUAAUGAUAAGAAGUCUGUGUAAAUGAAUUUCAAUUGUUAAAUUAAACAAGUUAAUGGCAUGAUUGAGCUGCCCAUCCUUUGAAA
Messenger RNA from Pistacia vera, 3722 nucleotides. Its product is annotated as protein FLOWERING LOCUS D. The record is from RefSeq and is a predicted model, not a curated record. Bases 66 to 2792 code for a protein of 908 amino acids. Gene Ontology annotation, molecular function: oxidoreductase activity; protein binding. NCBI's taxonomy places the organism in Eukaryota, Viridiplantae, Streptophyta, Magnoliopsida, Sapindales, Anacardiaceae. The transcript has 5 exons.